This is a messenger RNA of Alligator sinensis (Chinese alligator), 4582 nucleotides long. It is a transcript of the gene APAF1, whose product is annotated as apoptotic peptidase activating factor 1. The transcript has 30 exons. Gene Ontology annotation, biological process: apoptotic signaling pathway; regulation of apoptotic process. The coding region runs from base 499 to 4242 and encodes 1247 amino acids. Lineage: Eukaryota; Metazoa; Chordata; Crocodylia; Alligatoridae. Gene Ontology annotation, molecular function: ADP binding; protein binding. Gene Ontology annotation, cellular component: apoptosome. The record is from RefSeq and is a predicted model, not a curated record.
GGAGCGAGCCAGGCGGCGGCGGCGGCACAGCGCGAGCCCCCGGAAGGAGGACGUGGCGGCGGGCGGCGCUGGGCUGUGCAGGAGCCUCGGGGCUGGGCCCCGCGUCAGUGGCCAAUAAUAUGUUCAGAAGGAAGGUUCAAGAAAUUCACUAAGAGAUGAAUAUGGAAUCAUGGAGGCAUAGAGGAAUUAUCUUAAAGAAGCUUUCUUACCUCACUAAAGGAUUUGGCAACCUUUUACCACAGUGGACCCCUGAUUGAGAUCCAGUCUCCACUGUGGGCGGCAUCCUACACCUCCCCAGCAACCAGCUGAUGCUGUGGAGACACUAGAUGGAAUAAGUUUUUAAUUUUGCUGAAUACAAAACAUUUGGGCUAAAAUUUUCUGAGGGUGCCUACUUAAGGCUGACUUAAGGGUCAGAGGGGAGAAGCUGGAAAGGGAAGAGUUACAGUUCACGUUCCUGUUCAGGCUUGAUUUAUUUUGUUUUUUCCACGCUGAAGCAAAAUGGAUGUGAAGAGUCGAAAUCAUUUGCUUCUAAACCGGUUAGCAUUGGAAAGAGACAUCAAAACCUCUUAUGUUAUGGAUCAUAUGAUUACUGAUCAAGUACUAACAUUACAGGAAGAGGAGAAAGUUAAAGCACAGGCUACACAGCGGGACCGAGCAGCUAUGCUAAUAAACAUUAUUCUUAAAAAAGAUAACAACUCAUACAUAUCUUUCUAUAAUGCACUGCUUCAUGAAGGGUACAAGGAUCUUGCAGCUCUUCUCCAUGAUGGUAUCCCAAGUAUCACCUCUUAUGAUAGAAAGGACUCUACAGAUGGAGUAGCUUUUUGUGUGAGGACAAUCCUCUGUGAAGGUGGAGUGCCACAGAGACCAGUUGUGUUUGUUACUCGUCCGGAACUGGUAAAUGAAAUUAGACAGAAACUAUACAACUUAAGAAAUGAUCCAGGUUGGGUUACUGUUUAUGGAAUGGCAGGUUCUGGAAAGUCUGUCUUAACAGCUGAGGCACUAAGAGAUCAAAGCCUCUUGGAAGAGUGCUUUCCCGGAGGAGUACAUUGGAUUUCUGUUGGAAAACAGGACAAUGCUGGGCUUCUAAUGAAACUUCACAAUCUUUGUAGUAGAUUAGACCUGGACUUCACUUAUGCACAAAGGCCACCACUUAAUAUUGGAGAGGCUAAAGACCGUCUUCGUCUGCUGAUGCUACAUAAAUACCCCAGGUCUCUCUUGGUCCUGGAUGACAUUUGGGAUUCUCAGACAUUAAAAGCUUUUGAUAAUCAUUGUAAAGUUCUUAUUACCAGCAGGGAUAGGAGUGUGACAGAUCAUGUGACUGGCAGGAAAUAUGAAGUUCACAUGGAAAGUGGAUUGAAUGAUGAGAAGGGACUUGAAAUUUUAUCUCUCUUUGUUGAUAUGAAAAUAAAAGAUAUGCCUGCCCAAGCUGAUAAAAUUGUAAGAGAAUGCAAAGGUUCGCCCCUUGUGUUAUCAUUGAUAGGCGCAUUAUUACGUGAUUUCCCCAAUCGUUGGGAAUAUUAUCUCAGACAGCUGCAGAAUAAGCAAUUUAGAAGGAUAAAGAAAUCUUCUUCUUAUGAUUAUGAAGCACUCGAUGAAGCAAUGUCCAUAAGUGUUGAAAUGCUGAAUGAAAACUUUAAAGACUUCUAUAAAGAUCUUUCUAUUCUUCCAAAGGAUGUUAAAGUGCCUACUAAGGUGUUCUGUAUUCUUUGGGAUAUGGAGCCUGAAGAAGUUGAAGACAUGCAGCAAGAAUUUGUAAACAAAUCUCUCUUAUUCUGUGAUCGUAAUGGGAAAUCAUUCCAUUAUUAUUUGCAUGAUCUUCAACUUGACUUCCUCAUAGAGAAGAAUCGUGAGCAACUUCAGGAGCUGCAUGAAAAGAUUGUUAAACAGUACAAGAAACAUUAUAGAUUAUGUAUACCUACUCCAGGUGAAGAGGAUUGCAUGUACUGGUAUAACUUUUUAGUGUUCCACAUGGCUAGCGCUAAAAUGCAGGAAGAACUACGUGAUCUCAUGUUUUCUCUAGAUUGGAUUAAAGCCAAAACAGAAUUAGUAGGACCUGCCCAUCUGAUUCAUGAAUAUGUAGAAUACAGUAAUAUACUGGAUCAAAAGAAUAGCCUAGCACGUGAGAACUUUCAGAAAUUUCUCUCUUUAAAUGGACACCUUCUUGGACGACAGCCAUUUCCUGAUAUUGUACAGUUAGGGCUUUGUCAACCAGAAACCUCAGAAGUAUAUCAACAAGCUAAACUAAAGGCACACCAAGAAGUUGAUAAAGGGGCAUUUUAUGUGGAAUGGAUAAAUAAAGGCAUGAAGAACCUCUCCCGUUUGGUUGUCCGACCACACACAGAUGCAGUUUACCAUGCCUGCUUUUCCCAGGAUGGACAGAAAAUAGCUUCUUGUGGAGCUGACAGAACACUGCAGGUGUUUAAAGCAGAAACUGGAGAGAAACUUCAGAAUAUAGAAGCUCAUGAUGAUGAAGUACUUUAUUGCGCUUUCUCUCCAGAUGGUAGAUUCAUAGCAACUUGUUCAGCAGAUAACAAAGCGAAGAUCUGGUGUUUAAGAACAGGCAAGCGUAUAUUUGACUGUGGGGAACAUACAGAGCAGGUCAACUGUUGCCAGUUUAACAGUGGAAAUAAUGAGCUUCUCCUGACCACUUGCUCAAAUGACAGUUUGCUCAAGCUUUGGGAUGUAAGAAAUAAGCGUUGUCAAAACACAAUGUUUGGUCAUACAAGUUCUGUCAAUCAUUGUAGAUUUUCACCAGAUGAUAAAUAUGUGGCUAGUUGCUCAGCAGAUGGAACAGUGAAGCUUUGGGAAACAGGCUCAGGAAAUGAACUGAAAUGUAUUAGGAUAAAGGAUUUCUUCAGAAAUGCAGAUGAACAAGAAGUGGAAGCAUUACCCAAGUGUUGCUCCUGGUCAACAGAUGGUGCUACAGUAAUGGUGGCAGCCAAGAAUAAACUUCUUCUUUUAGAUGUUGAAACCAGUGAUUUAUUAGAAGAGGUUUUAAGUUACCAAAACACAAUCCAGUACUAUGACUUCUGCCCCAGCAAUCAACUGGUAGCAGUUGCUUUCUCACACUAUUCUGUUGAGUUGUGGAAUACUAAAACCAAGACAAAAGUAGCUGACUGCAGGGAACACAUGAGUUGGGUUCACUGUGUGACAUUUUCCCCUGAUGGCUCUUUAUUUCUGACAUCUUCUAAUGACCAGACAAUAAGGAUUUGGGAGACAAGUAAAGUGUGCAAGCCUCCAGAAAUUGCGUUGAAAAAUGAACUAGAUGUUGCAUUCAAGGGCGAUGAAAUGAUGAUUUUAGCAAUUCUCAAUCAUACACAUCUACAACUAAUUAAUGGAAACACAGGCCAUACUGUCAGUCUGACUGAUGUUGAAGACUCUAUUUCCUGCUGUUGCCUGAGUGAAGAUCUUCAAUUUGCGGCAUUUGGACAGAAGAAUGGAACUGUAAAGGUUUUAGAGGUGUCAGGUGGGAGAGUUUUGAAAUCUAGGCGUGGACACAAGACCUCUGUACAACAUUGCCUGUUUACCUCUGAUGGCCAGACCCUCAUUUCAAGUGACGAUGAUCCAAUUAUACAGGUGUGGAAUUGGGAGUUGGAAGAAUGCUUAUUUCUAGAAGGUCACAAUGAAACAAUCAAGAAUUUUAGGCUUUUGGAAAAUUCACGACUUCUUUCUUGGUCAUUUGAUGGAACAGUUAAGGUGUGGAAUAUCAUUCAUGGGAAAAUAGAAGUCAACUUUGCUUGCCAUAAAGAUACUGUUCUCUCUUGUGCUGUCUCUCCUGAUGCCACUAAGUUUUCAUCUACCUCUGUUGAUAAAACUGCCAAGAUAUGGAGCUUCAAAAGUUCCUCCAUUCUUCACGAGCUAAAGGGUCAUGAAGCCUGCGUGCGGUGCUGUACUUUUUCAUUUGAUAACAAAUUAUUGGCCACUGGAGAUGACAAAAGGGAAAUACGGAUUUGGGAUGUCUCAAGCGGUGAAUUACUUCAUCUCUGCUCCCCUGUCAUUAUAGAUGAAGGAGGUCUGACACAUGAUUACUGGGUGACAGACCUCUGUUUUUCUCCUGACAGUAAGAUGCUUGUGUCUUCUGGAGGAUAUCUUAAGUGGUGGAAUGCAGUUACUGGAGAAGCCUUGCAAACAUUCUACACAAAUGGAACAGAUCUCCAGUCGAUAUAUGUGUCCUCUAAUUUCAAAAUAUAUGUGACUGUUGAUAACCUCGGUAUCCUUUAUGUACUACAGAUGAUGGAAUGAAUCUAUUGAAUGUUUGGGAUGUGAAAGUUCAUGUGACUGAAAUGCAUAGUUUUGAGCUGGAAACAAAAUUCCACUAAAUCUGCUGUGAAGUGUUUUUCAAUAUUGCAUUCAUUAAAUGAAUUUGUGUGGGUAAUAUUUAUGUACAUUCUCAAAUGAGCAUACAUUUAAUCCUGGUUUUUGAUCAGCAUUAUUACUGUUAAUGGUUUGUCCUUGAAUUUUUAUUUGCAUCUUAAAAUAUGCAACUUGUUACGCUGUAUGUAAAAUUAUAUUAAGAUUUAUUCAAGCAGGGUGAAAUCAUUAAUAAAGAGCAGAAGGAGAGAUAUAGUAGGACUAGAAUAUA